Molecule: messenger RNA, 4517 nt
Organism: Saccostrea cuccullata (small rock oyster)
Lineage: Eukaryota; Metazoa; Mollusca; Bivalvia; Ostreida; Ostreidae
Exons: 9
Coding region: 46-1935 (629 amino acids)
Biological process (GO): activation of GTPase activity
Molecular function (GO): GTPase activator activity
Source: RefSeq, a predicted model, not a curated record
ACAGAAGAACUUCAAGAAGGCACCGUUGGUGAACGGGAAACGAAGAUGGAUCUAGUUCAAAGGCCCUGCAGUGUUGAUGACUCCUUUGAAUUCAUAGACUUCCCAGAAACGAAGAACAAAACCAAAGACCCCACCCAGGGGCCCCAACCUGAAAACUGUGUCAACUGUGUCGCAUCAAACCUAGGUUCUGUAAAUAUCUCUAGUCAAAAUACCACAGACAGCAUCUCAAAAGACAGUUGUGAAAAAUGUGAAAUUUCUAGUCAGCCCAGUAAUGUGCCAACAUCAGAGAAGUCUGAAAUAACAAAGCAAGACAGUGCAUCAUCUUCAUCAUGUUCUUGUAACCAAUCAUCAUGCUCAUGCCAAAACCAAAAUUCAAAGACCCAAUCACCUUCCUCGUCACAAGAAAGUGAGAAUGAAGGGGAUCAAUCAGAGUGCUUGUGUUCAGACAAUGAAACCAGAGGGAGGCUAGGUUCCUAUACAGCCAAAAAACCAUAUUUUCUCAGAGUGAACUCUAAAGCCAUCCCCUUUGAUGAUAACGAGUCACUCCCAACUCCAGUCAAGAGAAGAGGUGAUCCGUUAUCUCGAGAGAUAUUUGAGAAACUCUUUGACCAAGACGGUAGACUCGUAGACGAACAUGCUUUCAGGAAAUGCAUAUUCAUGGGUGGAGUGGAACCAGACCUCCGGAAAAAAGCCUGGCAGUUUCUCUUUGGUCUCUACCCCUGUACUUCGACAUCAAGGGAGCGGGAAGAAUUACUCUUAGACUACAUCAUGAAGUAUCAUGAAAUGAAGUCACGCUGGAAGACCAUGUUGGUUCUGAAUGCCCACCCAGGGGCUACACUGCUACAACAGGGGCUGGUGGCCAGGUACCAAAUCGAAGAUCAAAAUAACACGAUUAGGAGCCCAGACCACAGCCCUGGGGAUCAUAUCUCAGAGUUUGAGAUGAUGGAGAAGAUGUUAAUGGACGGGAAAUUUAAGGCCGAAAAACCAGACUUCAAGGUCCUGUCCAGAAAUUUCGACAUUGACGUGUCGUCCCCCGAGAUGCAACAGAAAAUCGACUUUAUGAAAAUUCAGGCUCAGGUAUAUGUGAAUAGACAGAAGAUAAGUGUGAAGAAUUUGUUGGACCAUCUCCGUGUUAUUGACAAAGACGUCCCGCGGACCGAUAGAGACUUAGAAUACUUCAAAGGAACAAUGAAUCCAAACUUGACAGUAUUACGCAACAUCCUGUUAACCUUUGUGGCGUUCCAUCCACAAAUCGGGUAUGCUCAGGGGAUGAACGAUAUUCUGGCCCAGUUUCUGGUCGUCUUUGACUCGGAGGUGGAGGCCUAUUGGUGCUUUACAAAUUACCUACAGAAAAUUCAGCAUGAGUUUACAGAGGAAGGAAUGGUCAGCAAAAUAGAGUUGGUUGUAUUACUCCUACAAGAGAUGGAUCCUGCUUUAUUAGAGCAUCUGAAGGCGAAUGAUCUCGGGGACCUGCUCUUCUGCCACAGGUGGCUGUUGCUUGGGUUUAAGCGUGAGUUCAGCUUUAUGGAGUCUCUGAGAUGCUUUGAGAUACUAAGCAGCCAUCAUCUGGAGCUCACAUCAAUGGAGGCCGAGAAAACUCGACGACUGGAACUCAAGAAAGAGUUUGAAAGUCAAGGUGGUGUGUCGAGAUCUUCACUUCCCUCUGAUGUGGAAUUUCAGUACACCUUUGACCUCUUCAUGUGUGUGGCCUUACUCCAGGAAUGUAGGCCAGAACUGAUGGAGUGUACAGAUACUGCUGCAGUGUAUUCUGUCAUUAACAGUUUGAAGAUUAACCUGGAUGAGAUCCUUCUGAAGUCGGCUGAGCUGUUCUAUAUGUACUGUAAGAAGAGUGUGGAGGAGAGCUUUCUAAUGGUGGAGUCUCCUACAGGCAGCCGAACCCCCACAAUUAAACGGAGGGCCAGGUCAGAUAGUUAGGAGGCGAGUCAGAGGGCAGAACACGGUGGGCCAGGUCAGAUAGUUAGGAGGUGAGGCAGAGGGCGAGGGCAGAACACAGGGCCAGGGCAAUCCAAGGGUGAGGGCAGAACUUCGGGGGACAGGGCCUUGAUGCACGUCAAGUACCAGCAGAAAGGAAGGGCACAACCUACUCCUGUUCUUAAAUUUUCUAUUUUAAGAUGAUCAUAAGUAUCUGGUACUGUUGAAAUUUGAGUGUCUUCAACCUUUUACACACUUCAAGGUUUAAAAACAUCAAUCUUGUUUUCACUGGUGCAUCUUGCUUUAGUGCCAAAACUUAUUUAUUUAUUUUGAGGGUAUCUUGGUACUUUUUGGUUUGUUACAAUGAAUGUCAAAAGGAAUAACCUUUUAUUAUGAUGUGUAAUUCUUUUUUGGUAUUAAGCAGAGUUUAUGUCGUUAAUUUUUUAUUUGGUUGAUGACAAAAUAUUCUGCCAGUGACCAAUUGUUAUUUGAUUUUAAAUCAAAGUUUAUUUAUAUAUAUAAUUUUAAGAUAAUUGUCAUAAACAUUGUUAAAGGGUUCAUAAAAAAGAAACAAAUCUAUGGUUUUAUUAAAGAAAAGCAAAAUAAUGUCAGAAGUAUUUGUAUUUCAUUUUUUUAUUGCAUCACUGGUUAUUUGUAUCAUUGUAGAAGUAUUUUUUCUGCGUGGUAUUAAUUUAUGUUAUGUAUAUAUAUGGUCACAAAUUUUCCAUAGAAAUUUGUCCCAUCAAAAUUUAUACACAUUUCAGGCAUAUAAGGAGAGUAUUAAUAUAUAUGCAUAACUUUCUACCAGCAGAUUGAACAGAAAUAUAGAUUCCAUGGAAUUAUGACCCCUUGGAAAAAUGUACGUCUUCAUUAUUUAGAUUGUUACAAUAUCUGUCAGUUUUGUAUCAUAAAACAUUUUUUCUGAAUUCUGUUGAGGAUCAAAGAUAAUUUUACAUUCCAUUUUUUCUUAAAUGUAGAAUAAUCUAAGGAUGAAAAGAAGAUUAAAAAUAUUAUAAAUAUACAUGUAUUAGGGAUGACAUAUGAAUUAUGAACAGAAUAAUGUGAACCUUUUGAAUGUAUGGAAACUAUAUUAGAAACUAUUUUGAAUUUUUUUCAUAUUGAAAAAAAAAUGCCCAAUGUAUUAUAUAUCUGUGUUUAGUUAAGUAUGUUUAGUUUAGUUAAAUUUAAAUUUUAUGAAUUUUCAUGCAAUUCUUUCUUCUUCUUUUUUUUAAUUUGAAGGUAAAAAAAUCUUCAAAUGUGCUUGUACAUUUUUACAGGAAUUUUAAUUUAAAAUUAGGAUGUUGAGGUUGCCAUAUGGAAGUACAUAUAAAAACUCUCCAUCUUUAGUGAACAAUGUGCAUUCAUUCAAAACUAUAUGUGUUAAUAUAAACAUCUAAUAAUGUGAAAUCACAAAUAUUUGCAGGGGUUUAAUUUUCCUUGAUUUCGAGGUUUUAAGAGACCCAGGAAUUCGUGUCCACCAGGAAAUGUAAAAUGUUACAUAAAUAACUGUUCAACAGUUAUUCAUCCAUGAAAUAAAAUCCCGAAAACCAAGACUUUUUCCUCAAACCACAAAAACUUGACCCACAGAAAUAUGUGAUUUUACAGUAUUUACAUGUACACAUACAUACAUUGCGGGUGUGUAAAGAAAGGCAAGUCAAAUUUUUCUUGUCGAUUAUUUCCCUUAGACUGUUGUUAUAAUUUAUGUUAUAGUGUUUUGUUUGGUAUUUAUCUAAAACCAUACUUAAAAUUGUAUUAGCUAUUGAAUUUGUUGAGUGCAUGUAUUUAUGAAAAUGCAGACUAGCAACUUUAAAAACCACCAAUAGAACUUAUUUGGUAAGUCUUUUAUUUUAAAAAAGUAUAUAUCAGUCUAAACAUGAAAAUCUGAGAGUACAUCAUAUUUGUCUACAUUGAAUUAACCAUUUUAACCAUAAGUUAAAAGCUGGCAUUACCAUUUGGAAUGAGUAUUGAGCAAAAUCGAUAUAAUAAUGAAUAUAGUUGUAACUGUUGCAAAAGAGAUGAAGAUACUUGCUUCAAUUGUGUUUGUGUCUUGCAUUUUAUUAUAAAGAGCAUUUAGAAUUUGGCAAGAUUUUCUGUAAAUUGUUAAAUUAUUAAUUUUCUUCAAAUUCUGACAUACAUGUGGUUGCUUCAUAUGUAUCCACAAGUUGAUAAGAGCAAUUUUUCAUCGGUGAACUCAGAGACACUUAACAUUUUUUAAAAUUAUCCUUUCUUUUCAUCAAUAAUAAAUUUUCCAUACUUUAAAAAUAAUUAUAAGUAUGGAGAAUUUUUGAUUUAUGAAGAGAAAAGCUAGAAACGCCAUUUGCCUUUGCUUGGACAGGAUAUUAUGUCAAAAUUGGUACUUUUGACGUUAUAUGUAAACAUCCUGAUUCACAUUAUUAGAUGUUAUUUCUGUUUCCCGUGUAUAGAUGUAUAUGUUUGUAGCAAAUUACAAUUGUGCCACUGUCUUUCAAUGUGCAGAGAUUAUUUUGUUUUAUUAUGAAUGAAUUUUGUUGAUAUCUUCAUGAUGUGUAAUGGGUAUAAUCAGAGAUGUUAUACAUGUCUUUAAUUAAUAAAGCAAUUUUCAGAAU